CACUCGCACACACACACACACACACGCACACACUGUCACACACACAUAUACGCUACGCACACACACAGGAGCGUAGCUGAGAGGCGAGGACUGCAGCAGCAUGCACCAACCGCCGCUGAGCUGUUCGGGGACACGAGGAAGGGGAACUGAGGAGAGAAAAUAGUGUGCUAUCUCACACCAGCCUGCGUGUGCAUCUUUGCAGCGGAGGGAACGAUGCAUUUCAACAGAGGAUAGCUUAUGUUAACCGGCCUCCUCUGCACUGCCUCUGCAUCCUGUUCAACCCUGCUCCUCCCACUCCAACUCUUCCUCCUCCUCCUGUCUACAGCAUCAUUAGACAGGACUACAGAUUGACCGGGACUGGCGAGUGCCGGAUGGUCAGGUUCGCCCCGGCUGAAAGAUUCUUCCGUUGGCUAUGCUACGUCUACACCUUUCCCGAUGGCUGGAUUGUAAUUGAUGUUCGGAGCUAGAAGAUAGCCCACAACCUCAACGGGGAAUCUUGGAUGUGUGUGUCAUUCUUUACCAGUGUUGUCAUUGGUGCAUUUCCUCUAUUUCGCUGGUUGUUUUUGCCUUCUCUGAGACUGGCUAGCAGGCACUGCAGCAUCAGGACCGCAAGACCCAUGAAGUGGUAGGGCAUGAGGACCCAGGGGCGACCCAAAGGAAGGGCUUGAGUGCUUCCAUUGCUACCACUGCUGCUGAGGUGCUUAUCUUGAUUUUUUUUUCUCCAGAAAAGGGUGUCUGGUGGGGGUUGGGGUGGGUGGUGACAGCACAGGUACCCAGGCCCCUGCAGAGCAGAGCGGGCGGCUCUUGCGUAGAGGAGGCAGGCAGGACGUCCUGUGGGAAAGGGGGGAAGAGGGGCUGGCUCGAGCAUUGGGCUCCUGAUGGUGGCUAUUUUUGUCUCCCCUAGCUGAGUGAUUGGGACAGCGGGUGGAAGAGAAGAUGCUUAUGGCCCGAGACACGGCGCGGGACGAGGCUCAAAAGCUACACAGGAAGUGGCUGAAGCACCAGGCCUUUAUGGCAGAGCUGGCCCGCAAUAAAGAAUGGCUGGCCAAGAUAGAACAGGAGGGUCAGGAGCUGAUCCAGGAGAAGCCAGAGCUGAGGUCGGUGGUGCAACAGAAACUGGAGGAGAUCAGGGAGUGUUGGUCUGACCUGGAGACCACGACCAAGGCCAAGGCCCGGCAGCUCUUUGAAAACAACAAGCCUGAGCCUGCGGUGAAGAGCUACUCAGACCUGGACCACCAGCUCUCCCACCUGGAGCAGCAGCCCCCCCAGCUGGAGCAGGCGCACCAUCUGCCCACCUUCAAUGAGCAGCUCCAGAAAUUCCAGGCCAUGGAGUCCCAGAUCGGGGACUUUUACAAGGACGUGGGGGAUCUGGGGAGCUUGCAGGGGGUCUGCCUGCCCCAGCGAGGCCUGAUGGCAGGUGACAGGGAAGGUGGGGAGCAGCCAGGCGUAGUCGAGACCCGCAUCGUUCGCCUCAUUGAGCCCCUGAAGGAAAGACGCCGCAUCCUGCUGGCAUCCAAAGAGAUGCACCAAGUCGCCCAAGACCUGGAGGAUGAGAUAUUGUGGAUUCAAGAGCGACUUCCCGUGGCCUCCUGUAAGGAUUAUGGUAACAACAUGCAGAGUGUUCAGCAGCACGUAAAAAAGAACCAGACGCUCCAGAGGGAGCUGACGGGACGACGGGCGCGUGUGGAGGAGGUUCUGGACCGAGCUGGAAUCAUUGCAUCGCUUCGGACUCCUGAGGUGGAAUUUGUGCGUGAGGGGGCGGGGCAUGUGCGUCAGCUGUGGGAGGUCCUGCAGCUGGAGACGGAGAGGCGGUCAGUGCUGCUGGACGCAGCGUUGCAGUCUCAGCAGUACUACAGCGAGGCGGCCAAAGUGGAGACGUGGCUGUCAAGUCAGAAGCUGCAGCUGGCCAAUGAGGAGAAAGGAACGGAUGAGGCAAGCACCCUGCAGCUGCUGAAGGCCCAUCUGGCUCUGGAGCAAACAGUGGAAACAUACGCUGAAACAGUGGGCAUGUUAUCCCAGCAAUGCCAGCGUCUCCUGGAACUAGGACAUCCAGAAAGCGAGCAGAUCACCAAGCAGCAGUCACACAUAGACCGGCUCUAUGUGUCUCUGAAGGACAUGGUGGAGCACAGGAAGACCAAGCUGGAGCAGCAGUACUGGCUCUACCAGCUCAACAAGGAGGUGGAGGAGCUGGAGAAGUGGAUCACGGAGCGGGAGGCGGUGGCCAGUUCCACCGAGCUGGGCCAGGAUCUGGAGGAUGUCACGGUGCUUCAGGAGAGAUUUACCAAGUUUGCCACAGAGACCAACAACAUCGGGCAGCAGCGCAUGGAGCAGGUCAACAAAAUGGUAAACGAGAUGAUCGACUGCGGCCACUCGGACGCGGCUACCAUUGCCGAGUGGAAGGACGGGCUGAACGAGUCGUGGGCCGACCUCCUGGAGCUGAUGGAGACCCGCAGACAGAUGCUGGCGGCAUCGCAUCAGCUGCACAAGUUCUUCACAGACUGUAAAGAGGUCUUGGCUCAGAUCGCAGGGAAGAUGAAGCAGCUGCCAGAGGUGAGGGCAUGCCAAGCCAACAUCACCAACCCAGCCACCCUGCAGAGACUCAUGCACUCCUUCGAGCAUGCCCUUCAGCUGUUAGUUGCACAGGUGAGACAGCUGCAGGAAAACGCCGCCCAGCUGCGGACCAUCUACGCCGGCGAGAAGGCUGAGGCCAUCAUGGUCAAAGAGCAGGAGGUUAUGGAGGCAUGGAAGGAGCUGCUGACUUCCUGCGAGGCCAGUCGCGUCCAGGUCACAUCAGUGACUGAUAAGGUGCAGUUCUUCUCCGUGGUGCGUGAAAACCUGAUGUGGAUGGAGGGCAUCAUGGGACAGAUUGGAUGGGACGAACCCAGGGAUUUAACGGCGCUGGAGGGGAUGAUGAAACAACACCACGAGCUGAAAGUCAAGAUCGACGGUCGCACCAAGACCAUACAGCAGUGUGCAGACCUGGGCAAGAUCCUGAUAGCUGCAGGCAAUCCAGCAUCUGAGGAGAUAAAGGAGAAGUUGGACAGUCUUCUGGCAAAGCAGAAGGAUCUCAUUGAAAAAUGGGACAAACACCAGGAGAGGUUACAGCGCAAGCAGGAACACUUCCAGUUUACCCAGGAGACGGUGAAGGCUGAAGCCUGGCUGAAGGCCAAGGAGCCGCUGAUCGCCUCCAGGGAGCCGGAGGGAGGCGAGGCCCAGGCCCAGACAGACGAGGUGGAGCAGCUCAUCCUUCGCCAUGAGGCCUUCCGCAAGGCUGCUGUAACCUGGAAAGAACGCUUCAGCUCCCUCCGCCAGCUUUCUGCAGCUGAGAAGAAGAAAGAGGAGGAGAAAAAGGCCCCGUUGUCCAGUCGGCGGAUGUUCCCGUUGUCGUGUCUGACUCCCAGCGUUCCCUCAGCCAGUGUUACCUCACCGUUCUUGAGGCAGACGGUCCAGGCGCAUAUAGAACCCAAACCCUUACAGACCAGUCUCGAACUGGGUGCCACCCCCAUAACCCAGAGAUUGUCAUCAGCCUUAGCCAGCUACAAUCCGGUUCUAAACGGAUCAGGCUACCACGGACUGGACCAGCAGAGCAGUCCGAAGCUGGUGGGCUCCUCGUACCUGGGGAUGAACCACCAAACGGCCGGGGUUGGAAGUGACUCUGGGUUCUCGGCGCUGACCUCUCAGAGCGGCGGAGCAGACACUUCAUCUUACCUGGGGAUGAACCAUCAAACUGUCGGCAGCGCGGAGAGCUCUGGGUACUUCGGACUGACCAGUGGGGGCAUGGGCAGCUCGAUGCAGAACCAUCUGAGUAGUGGGAGGUUAGGAAGUUCAGGUAACCUCACUCAGCAGCCGGGCAGUGGAGGGGUGGGUUGUCCAGGGUUCCUGCCUCAGCAGCAGAGCAUGGGAAGCUCUGGAUAUCUGGCACAAACACAGAAUCCAGGAAGUUCUGGAUACUUGGGACAGCAGCCCAAUUUAGGGAGUUCAGGAUAUUUGGCACAACAGCCUAAUAUGGGGAGUUCUGGAUAUUUGGCCCAGCAGCCUAAUAUGGGGAGUUCUGGAUAUUUGGCCCAACAGCCUAAUAUGGGGAGUUCUGGGUAUUUGGCCCAACAGCCUAAUAUGGGGAGUUCUGGGUAUUUGGCACAACAGCCCAAUAUGGGGAGUUCUGGGUAUUUGGCGCAGCAACCCAAUAUGGGGAGUUCUGGAUACCUAGCACAUAAUUAUCAGAGCGGCGGGGGAAUGGGUAGCUCAGGAUUUCUGGCACAAAAUCAUUACAGCAGCGGGAGUCUGGGUAGUUCGGGUUACCUGGCUCAGAGCGGCGGCAUCAUGGACCCUAAGAUGGCUUAUGCAUGGCAGCACCUGAAAGCUGACUUCAUGCAGCCCAGGAUCAACCACAUCCACAAGGCGGUGAACCCCCUGCUUGAAGCCAGCAGAGUGCAGCGGGAACAGUAUGGGGACAUCCCCAUGGCAGACAUGAUGGGCCCCGAGUCAGGGCUGGAGCUUCUCCAUGGCCGCCUGCAGAGGGACCCCCGCGGCAGCCGCUCGGACCCUCAGAUGGACCACCUGAGACGGGAGAGGGAAUACAAGCUGGGCCGCCAGACCUCCAGCGAACAGGAGAUCCAGGCCCGGCUGAACGAGCUGCCCCUGAUUGUGCGUCAGGAGCGUUACCGGAGGCGUCUGGAGAGGCAGUCGUCCAGCGAGCAGGAAGGCAGUGGCAAACAGAGGCUGCAGAGGCAAGACUCCAGCGACCUGGAGGGCUCCGUUAAGGACGGCUCCGACAAACGCUCAGGGGAGAAGAGAUCCACCAUGGCAGAGAUUGUAGAACAGGUCCAGGAGAGAGAGGCAGCACAUGCACGAGGGGAGCCCUAUCGGCCUCCCAGCAGCCUCUCGGCACCUGUGACCCGCUUUGACGGUCGCCCUCGUGCCCGAGACCGCCCUAAACCGAGGAGAAGGCCUCGUCCAAAAGAGCCAGAGGAGACACGGCGUUCACGUUCGGCCCCGGCCACCGGCGCACCGACAACGCCCCAGCCGCCUUCACACACUGCCGACAACGAAGGCUUCCUCUACCGCAAAAAGGCCACGAGCUCAGACCUGGAAGCUCAGCAGAGGAGCCCCAACAGCAAAUCCUGGGUGAACGUAUACUGUGUGCUGAAAGAAGGAAAGCUGACCUUCUACAAAGACGCGAGGAACCACACCACAACGUACAACGGAGAACCUUCUGUCGACCUCAGUAACUGCACCUUCGACCCUUCCAUGGGAUACAAGAAGAAGAAGAACGUCUUCAUUCUGCAAAUGUCCGAUGGAAACAACUUUGUAUUCCACGCGAAAGACGAGGAGGAUCUGAAGGCUUGGACUUCAAAUAUCACCACCUGUAUAUCAGAGCACGAGGCCAUGGCCAAGUGGGACAAGCCGGGCACCUCGUCCAUGGAUGGCGACCGCUCGGAGAGGAAGGAGAAGUCGGAGGGCGAUGCCGACGCCAGGUCAGAGCGAUCAGAGCUCGCCGAGGGGGAGGAAAGGUCCGAGAAGGAGAGGUCAGAGAAAGGGGACGGAUCCGAGAAGUUAGACACGUCCGAAAUCGCAGACAAGUUUGAGGGUGGGGCGGGGGGCUCCAGCACGUCUGGAAAGAGCAAAUGAGGAGCCCCCCCCCCCACCACCACCACCACCUGCUGAGUUUUAAUAUUAUUCACUGACUAAAGGCGUAGGAGGAGGCGGUGGGUGGGAGGGAUGGAGGGUGGAGAGCAUGUGCAGCUAGGUUUGCAGAUCCUCAGUCACAGAACCGAACACACUGAGGUCCACGGACUGACUACUGUAACUGUGACGGACUAAUCUCUCAGCCCCUCCCCUUCACCCAGGCAAUACAUCAGUGCUUGCAUUGCGCCACCUGCUGGUAGGUCGGAGGCUGGCCGAGACAGACGGACAGACAGACGGACUCCAACAAAGCGGUCCCAGGAAUUAGUCACUGUCACGUCCCAUCGUUGAUCGUUUAAUCUCUUGGAUUCACAGCAUCUUUCUGUAUGUAUCUUUGACUGAUAAUGUAAUGCUCUGUCGAUCUAGACAAACCCAAGAAGUGGUGAAUGAAAUGUUUCACAAUAUUAAAAAAAAAAAAAAAGUUUUUUGAAGCAAUAUACUUUUUUUAUUUCUUCUCUUUGUUAGAGAGAGAAAAAAGGGGGAAAGGAAACAAGAAAUAGUUGCAAAUGUGAACUCUAUGAUUUGUCACAUCCAUGUAAGCUUACUUCAGGCAGUUGUGCACCUUAAACACUUGACACAUCUGUAUACUAAUCAUAAAGACAUUUAAUCCCGUCACAUGGCUAGCUUUGAAUCAUGUUAAUAUAAUGGAAUGCUGGUGUUACUCACCUCGAUUCAUCCGUGUCGAUUAAUUCUCAUGUCCACCGUUUAUUUUAGGUUCAUUAUUAUGAUUAUGAUUAUUAUUACUAUGAUUUGUCCUCAAUGAUCCAUGUCAAGAAAAGAGCUCUCCAUCAAAUUCUAAUCCAUUAACUCAAGGUGUGUUCAAAGUGGCAAUGCUCAAAGUAACACUAAGCUUAUGUGACACAAUGCCUUUGUAUACAUUACAAAAAUCCGAACAUUGCAUGAAAUAGUUUAUUAGUGCGCCUGUUUAACUUGCCUUUAUUUUUAUGUUCUUGAAACCAUUUAGGCAGAACAGAACUAGAAUUGCAAUAAUUUAACUGUGAGUGGGACGAGUGUCUUUUACCGCCCUGGUGUGAAUCCAGAGGUAAGUGUUUUUGCUGAAGAAGCCGGGUCGUCUUCUGUUCACAGUAAGCAUGAGAAGAACAGGAUGUGUGGGUGGAAACAGACAAAGUUUUGAGGUGUACGAAGCCAAGUGGCGCCUCUGCUGUUUGUACUGUAUUUCUGCAACUUAUUUUCCACAGAAUGUAAUGGUUUCAGCUGUGAAAUGUCCAAUCGCCACAGAGUUCGUGGCACCCAAAAUUGUAAAACCCUCAAACGGUUCAGCUAGAAUUUACCGCUCCGUACCCUGUGUCUUUCAUUUGAAGUAUUAAACUGAUUGGAAACUCUCCAUCAAAAGGCAAGUUAAAUGUAAAAGUGUCAUGAUUCAAGUCAUGAAUUGUAUAUACUUAUCUUUGUAUGUAUACCAAUAAAUCCUGUGCUCUAAUAAAACAAUACUCUGAACUGAAAUGGGUAAAAUUAAAACAUUUGUAUUAAUCCACAUAAGUCAAAUAAAAACAAUCAUCACUGGAAUAUAUUAAUGUUUAUUACAUUUAAAUGAGAAAUAUGCAAAUUAGGAGUCACUAUUAAAUAUCAUAGUGUAUAUAAGUACACGAGUAUCUAGUUGUAUUAAACACGUUUUACCAGGGAAGAGCAGCAGGACAUACUCUAGGUAUGCUUGUUGUAUUUUUAUAUGCUUCUAUUUAUUCAUAUCAGGUUGCUAUCAGAUUCAGGAGUUGCCCCGUAGCCCCAGUAAGAAGAUGUUAUAUUAGCUGAUUGAAUAGUCAGUGUGUGUCUGUGAGAAGUGUGUUAAAUGUAUGUAUUACCAACUAGAAAACAUCAACGAGCCUCUGCAGUUUAGUCCGUGCUGCUCGGUGAUGGCCCGUCACAUCUGAACCCCAGUAUGCUGUGAUCACAGAGAUGAACAGGCUUUAGUCCUAUUGUUUGUCAUGAAUGUUGGUAAUUUUUUUUUUACAUAAAUUAAAUACAGUUUAUCUAAUGUCAGUAAAAUGGUGCCAUUAAAGAAAACAGGAAACACUUCCAGCAGCAGAUGAGUCUUUUCCCCUCAUGUUCCUCUGACUGUAACAGUGUUAUUCUAUUUCCAUUCUGUCGCACAGACACCUCUAAUGUGUAAAAUAAUGACUUCUUUUCAGUCUUCCUUUCGAUAAAAGCACCAAACACACAUUUGAGACUAGACUUGAGAUGCAGCGGUGUGUGAUGCGUUCACUGACUUGUGGAUUGUAGUGUUCUGUAUCUGUCUGCAUUACUGCAGCCUCAGAUUAGCUCAACAGGAAUAGAUAAGCUAUGUUAUGAUGAAAAUGUUAUUUUGGGUUUGUUUCGUCACUUUUUAUUUUAACAUAAGUGCCAUGUCAUGCGGUUUCCUCUAAGGGUGGUUUGGAAGAGAAAACAAUCGGUUAUUUAACUACGAGAGACGUUUAAUUUGACCGACAGUGAGCCUGUCAUUGCAAUACAUAUUUUUAUCAUUGAAAUAGGAGCUAUAGUAUUUUCAUGUGGCUGUAAUUGUUCUGAAUCAUUGCUCAUGGCAGAUAUUUAGCCCACAUCCAUGUGUGUUUUAAGUGUUUGCUUCCCAUCACUUUUAUGAUAAAACACACAGGGGAUUUUCCACUAUGUUAUAAUUAACAGUCGAACUUAAAUAAGCAGCGUGAACCGUGACUGAAGAAAAAAUAUUGUGCAAACUUUGUUUCCUUCAUUGAUGGUCUUAACAGUGUGUAUGUCUUUGUUACUUUACAUUACAACUUGCUGCUAUGACAUUAAAUAAACCUCCAAACUUGCUGAUGCAAAACUUGACGUGGAGUUGAUGUGGAAAUACGUUCUUCACCGACACACACUGGAAACAGUUCGACCUUCCCAUUGAUGCAAAACAAUGAGUGACACAAGUCGACUGUCUUCAAAUUAGCUGAAUAAGAGGGAGAAGCCUUUGGUUUGAGGAACAUAUUGUAACAUUAUUGUCACAAAGCAGCGGCAUUGAUUGAAUUCAUGUAAUAUAUACUAAAAACUAUGGUUCUUUAAGGUUAAGGAUCAGAUUUUAUAUAAAGUAUGUAAGUAUGGUGCUGUUAACACAAUAAAUUUGCAUAUUUCAGCAUCUUUACAGAGUUAGCGCCUUCCAUAAAACCUCCAAACACUCAAAAGAAAAGUAUUAUUUUUGGAGGAUGACAUCUAUUUGCAGUUUGAUGCUUCAGGAUAAUAUGGAAAAUAUGGAGUUGAAGUUGAGGAUCUGCCGAACUCAAAAGAAAAUGGACUUUUAGGAAUAAUAUGUGAGCUUAGUGAAGGAGAUGUCAUUUUAAUUUUCUGACUUUUUUCUUGUAAAGUUGUUUCAGACACAGAUAUUAUUAUUAUUGUUAUUAUUAUUAUUUGAAGCAGAGUAUAUUAGUUCAUCUUCUGCCUUGACUAAAGUGGAUCUUCAGGUGUUAAAUGGACAUACAGAUGUUCUCCAGGGUUGUACAGGGUUGAGGUUUUAUCAAAAUGCUCCGAAUCCAACACAUCCAUGCUGUAUUUACUGCUUUCUUAAUCACAGAACGAGCUCGACGCAGUUAAAAAUCUAAUGUGAAUGGACAUGAAUCAUUAAUGUGACUUGCAAUAUGUUCAUGCAACUUUUGUUUUGCACUAAAAAAAAAAAAAAAACUGCCCCAUGCACAAACGCAGGGUUUAUUCUAUUAAAAAAAA
This is a messenger RNA of Sphaeramia orbicularis (orbiculate cardinalfish), 9360 nucleotides long. RefSeq names its product spectrin, beta, non-erythrocytic 4a (gene sptbn4a). The record is from RefSeq and is a predicted model, not a curated record. The coding region runs from base 937 to 5628 and encodes 1563 amino acids. Gene Ontology annotation, molecular function: protein binding. The transcript has 19 exons. NCBI's taxonomy places the organism in Eukaryota, Metazoa, Chordata, Actinopteri, Kurtiformes, Apogonidae.